UAGUAUGACAGUCACAUCCUCCACAUUGUGUUGAGCUUCACACAGCUGUCAAAGCCUCCAGGAACCUGAAGGAGAACCCAGAUCUUCUAGAAAACAUGGACUUCAACGGAACAUGGCAGGUCUACUCCCAGGUGAACUACGAGGAGUUCCUCAGGGCCAUGGAACUCCCAGAGGAGGUCAUCAAGAUGGCCAAAGACAUCAAACCAAUUACUGAGAUCAAGCAGAAAGGCAAUGACUUUGUUGUCACCUCCAAGACCCCUGGAAAGUCUGUGACCAACUCCUUUACCAUCGGCAAGGAGGCUGAUAUCAACACCAUGGACGGCAAGAUGCUCAAGUGCAUUGUCAAUCUGGAGGGUGGCAAACUGGUCUGCAACACCGGCAAGUUCGUCCACAUCCAAGAGCUCAAGGGAGGAGAGAUGGUUGAGACUUUGUCCAUGGGCUCAACAACUCUCAUCAGGAAGAGCAAAAAGAUGUAAACUUGGCAGCGAAGGAACAAAUAUCUAUUUAAAUAAAAGUGUUGCUUGAUAA
Molecule: messenger RNA, 528 nt
Organism: Sebastes umbrosus (honeycomb rockfish)
Lineage: Eukaryota; Metazoa; Chordata; Actinopteri; Perciformes; Sebastidae
Gene: fabp10a
Product: fatty acid binding protein 10a, liver basic
Exons: 4
Coding region: 96-476 (126 amino acids)
Biological process (GO): fatty acid transport
Cellular component (GO): nucleus; cytosol
Molecular function (GO): fatty acid binding
Source: RefSeq, a predicted model, not a curated record